AUGGCAGACGUGGCACCACAAGAAUGGCCGAAUCAGCGACUGAAGAUCCUCAUCCCCAGUUGGACGCUCAUGAUCAUCAGCACUAUUUUCGUUAUCUGGAGAGUUGUCUAUGGUCUUAUGAAGUCGCGCAGAUUCAUGUUGUCUGACUACCUGUUGAUCAUUGCCACUGAACAGGCACUCAACAUCACAGCCACAUGUACGAACCAUAUCGUGGUCGAUGCUGGUCUUGGCCGACACAUCAUGGAUCCUACAGUGCUUCCAAAUAUUGCAAGAUAUUCAUACUACCUUUGGAUCUCACAAGUGAUCAACAUUAUUGCAGUCGCAGUACUCAAGUGGUCAAUCUGCGCAUGGCUCUUGGUGCUCAACUUCUCCAAGGUCUACCAAAUAAUCGUUUGGCUUUCUAUCCUCAUGGUGACUGCCCUGGGAUUUCUUGCGCCAGUCUUGACCUUGUUUGGUUGCAGUCCGCUCGAAGCCAACUGGAAUUUUGCUUACGAACCGCGCAAGUGCUGGGCUCGAGGCACACUGGAGCUUUCGUACACGCAAGGCAUCUCCAAUAUCAUUACUGAUGUUGUUUAUAUGGCCGCACCACUCAUAUAUCUAUCAAAGGUGCAAUUAUCGAGGAAGACACAGUUGGGCAUCCGCAUUGUCUUUCUCCUCUCUAUACCGGCGACGAUUUGUUCCAUCUUCAAGACCGUAGAGCUCAAAGCCAUCACCGACACCAUGGAUCCGACAUGGGACGCGAACUCGCAAUCAAAGCCGCAAUAUGGCUACGGCUAUGGGCACUCCACCAGUGGCAACAUACGGAUGAGCACGUUCCAAAGUAGCAAGGCAUAUCACAGUCGCAUUCCUGGCGAAUCAGUCCUGGACAAUGAUAGCGACAGUGAUCGCGCUAUUCUACAGGAGGAGGAGGGCAAAUGUGCAGGUAUCAUGAAGACUACCAAAGUCACGGUAGAAGAAAACGAAGCUAGCGGCUCACAGAGCUCCCAGUUAUCGCACAAGCGGAGCAAUGAUUGGCCUGAGCCUCGUGCAGGUCCUGAUGCGCAUGCAAUAUAG
Messenger RNA from Parastagonospora nodorum SN15, 1053 nucleotides. RefSeq lists its product as hypothetical. The record is from RefSeq and is a predicted model, not a curated record. Bases 1 to 1053 code for a protein of 350 amino acids. The transcript is spliced from 4 exons. Lineage: Eukaryota; Fungi; Ascomycota; Dothideomycetes; Pleosporales; Phaeosphaeriaceae.